AGCUGAUUCCUCUCGCCUUUUUCUUCCUCUGCACUUUCCCUCUUGCCUUGCGGUCCAACGCAAGCAGCUCCAAAUCUUCCCAAUUCAAGCCACGAAUCAAACCAUCGAAAGAGAACCCUAGAUCUUCGCAAAUAUAAGAAGAUGGCAGCGGCGAGAGGCCACUUCAACUUAACAGCAAGAACGGUCCCCGAAUCCCACCAGCAAUCAUCGUGGCACUCCCCCGUGCCAUACCUCUUCGGCGGGCUCGCUGCAAUGCUCGGCCUGGUCGCCUUCGCGCUCCUGAUUCUCGCCUGCUCUUACUGGAGGUUGUCCGGCCAUUUCGACACAAGGAGGAACGACACCGACUCCUCAGAGAACCAGCAGGACCUCGAGGCCGGUGCGGAGAAGGAGGCCGAGGAUCGCGAGGACCAGAAGAAAGAGAAGGUUUUCGAGGAGAAGAUAGUGGUGAUCGUGGCCGGUCGAGAAAACACCAUGUUCUUGGCCACGCCCAUCUUGUCCCCUGCUAGCAGUAACUGCAGCACUAGCAGCAGCAGUAACUGUAGUACGAGGCUGUCUUGUUUUGAGGAGAGUGAGUGCGGUAGUGUUGGUGAUAAGAGAGAGAAGUUGGCGGCUGGAGAGGCGGAGAUGGCCAGCAAGCAUGGUGAGUCUGAUCGGGUGGAUCACAGUGGGGACUUGGAGAACCAGGAUGGCUCUGGUCAGAGCCCUUAAUUGGGGAAUUCGUUUCCUUUUCUUCUAGAGUGAUGAGUUCGUGGGUGUGGGCAGGACUUAGCUUCGAGAAAUUUUCUUUCUCUUUUUCUUUUUGGUCAUUUUCUAAUUUCCCAUCUUUUUAUGCCCCUGUUUUGGUCCGGGAAACGUAAAUAUGAUAUACGGAGGAUUCGAGUA
Molecule: messenger RNA, 882 nt
Organism: Eucalyptus grandis
Lineage: Eukaryota; Viridiplantae; Streptophyta; Magnoliopsida; Myrtales; Myrtaceae
Product: protein GLUTAMINE DUMPER 5
Exons: 1
Coding region: 142-708 (188 amino acids)
Biological process (GO): regulation of amino acid export
Source: RefSeq, a predicted model, not a curated record